AUGGUAUCAUGUGGUUGUAGUAAAGAAAAUGUUGAAUUAUCAUCUGCAAAAAUUAUUGGUGGCGAAGAAGCAAUUCCAUUCAGUUGGUCGAUGAUUGUAUCUAUUCGUUUGAACAAUUUCGACGAGCAUUCAUGCGCUGGAACAAUUCUUACUGAAUCAUAUAUUUUAACAUCAGCACAUUGUGUUGCUGGUACAUUGGUAUGGGAUGUAUCUAUUGCUGCUGGUAUGCAUAAUCGAAUCACAGAUUUCUCAAUGAUUCGUUAUGUAACUGAGAUUUAUAUACAUCCUAAUUGGAGCGGAAAUGAUGGUACUUAUCGCAAUGAUAUUGCAAUAUUACGUAUUUCUCCACCAUUAUCUAUGCCGGGUAUUUUAGGCCUUACUCGAAUAUGUGUGCCAUAUAUUAAUUCAAUGACUGAAACAGUAAACUAUCCACCGACUGGUAGUCAUCUAGUUAUUGUUGGCUGGGGCUCAACCCAAUAUGAUUACAAUAGUACGUCUGAUACACUUCAACAAACUAGUAUAUAUAUGAUUGAUAACAAUGAUCCUAUCUGUCAAGAAUCGAUUCAUGACGAAGAAAAGCAAUUUUGUGCUGGAAUGUCUGGAUACAAUCCAUGUCAAGGUGAUUCGGGUGGUCCAGUUUUUCAAUGGAAGGGUACUUAUUGGGAACAAGUAGGCAUUAUAAGUCAUGGAGGAGAAUGUAAUCGUAAUGCUUCUACGAGUAUUUUUACCCGAUUGGCUUAUUAUUUCGAUUGGAUGGAAUCUGUAAUAGGUAGUUCACUAACUACAACUACAUUAAGACCUCCUCCAAUCCCAACGUCAUAUGCAUGUAAUAAGACAUCAUCAUGUGGUUGUGGUAAGGCUGAUGUAGUUCUAACGUCUUCUCGUAUUGUUGGCGGUGAAAAUGCCAUUGAAGAUAGUUGGCCAAUGAUUGUAUCUCUUCGUUUGGAAGGCACUAAUGAUCAUUCAUGUGGAGGAACAAUAUUAUCUAAUUCAUAUAUUCUUACUGCUGCUCAUUGUCUUCGUAGAAUAUCCACAGAACAUCCAGCGGGUAUUACUAUUGAAGCAGGAAUGACAAAUAGAUCAGAUCCAUUACAAAUCAUACGUAAUGUUGAUCGAAUUUAUAUGCAUCCAAAUUAUACAAGUAUACCAAAUGAUUAUCGUCAUGAUAUUGCUCUAUUACAUAUUGAUGAACCAUUCGUAUUUGAAUCAAAUUCAAGAUUGACGAGAACAUGUAUUCAUUAUAUUGAUCCAUCAAUAUCACAAACUCAAUAUCCAAAGAAUGGUACUCGUCUUGUUGUUAUUGGAUGGGGUGUACUUCGCUAUCAAACUAGCUAUCUUCCGGAAAUUCUUCAACAAGCACAAGUCUUUACAAUUGAUAAUCAAGAUCCGAUAUGUUUGAAUUCUAUGAAUGACAGUAAAUUACAUUUCUGUGCUGGAUUAUAUGAAGGUGGAAAAGAUUCUUGUCAAGGUGACUCCGGUGGGCCAAUAUUUCAAUGGACAGGACAGUAUUGGGAACAAGUAGGUAUUGUAUCAUAUGGCAAGAAUUGUGGACUAGCUACUUCUCCAGGAUUUUUAAUUCAAAAACAAUUUAGUAUUAAUUUUUCAAUUUAUUUUGCUAAACUUUUAAAAUUUAUUCAAUUUUAA
This is a messenger RNA of Rotaria sp. Silwood1, 1644 nucleotides long. The record is from the annotation of a GenBank genome assembly. NCBI's taxonomy places the organism in Eukaryota, Metazoa, Rotifera, Eurotatoria, Philodinida, Philodinidae.